Messenger RNA from Caenorhabditis angaria, 222 nucleotides. The record is from the annotation of a GenBank genome assembly. Lineage: Eukaryota; Metazoa; Nematoda; Chromadorea; Rhabditida; Rhabditidae.
AUGAUUAUGACAAAUGGUCCGGAAUUUGAAAAAGUUCCGUCGUUUUCGGCGAACUCGGCAAAUUCAGAAAAGCCUGAAGAAUCGACAACUACAAAAAGUCCACUUUUGGAAGAUGAAAGUAUGAAAAAUGUGGAGCCGGUGAAGAAGAAUGAGAAGGCUGGAAGUAUUGCAUCGAUUGAGGCACAAUUACCAGAGGUUAGUUUAUGGGAGGGAACAAAUUAA